CUUGUUUGGCCCAUUAGAUUCGUCGAAGAAACAGCAAAAUCGUCUUCUCCUCUGUAGGGUUAUGUUCCUGCUUCAAUGCCAUUGCCAUGACUCAGUCACUUAGUGAUCACUUCCUCCACCUGCCAUAAUGAUCAGAUAGCAAGUCAAUGUAUUACCUAAUCAAAUCCAAAUCCAAAAUCAAAGUCUGCCCUUCAAUUUAAAAUGAGGAAUUUGCGAUUCAUUUCUCCACAUUUAUCAAUAUUCCACAAAACCCUCCUUCAAAACCCUACAAAAUGGCUACCCAAAUCCUCUGUUUUCAGUCGUAAUUUGUCUUCCGCUUCUCGAGAAUGGAGCCCAUCUGCUCCAUCUGAUAAACUCGCCGCCCUCGUCGAUGAGAUCUACCAACUAACGCUUCUCGAAAUCUCUGACCUUACGGAGGUCCUUCGCGACAAGUUGGAUAUCAAGGAGAUGCCAGUAAUGGCUGUAAUGAUGCCUGGCAUGGGGUUUAGUGGCGUGAAGGGCGUCGCCAAGGGAGGAGCAGGUGCGGUGGCCAAGGAAGAGGAGAAGGUGGAGAAGACGGUGUUUGAUGUGAAGCUUGAAGGGUUUGAUGCCGCGGCGAAGAUCAAGGUGAUUAAGGAAGUUAGAGGGUUUACGGAUUUGGGACUGAAGGAGGCAAAGGACUUGGUGGAGAAGGCUCCCACGCUGUUGAAGAAAGGAGUGACAAAAGAGGAGGCUGAGAAAAUUAUGGUGAAGAUGAAAGAGGUUGGCGCCAAAGUCACCAUGGAGUGAGGAAUUAGACUUCCUCCAAGGAUAAAAGAUUAAAGAACAAGAAGUGAAAGGCUUCCACUGACGUAUCUUGUUGAAAUCAAGAUUGCUGAUAUUGUUGCAUCAUGCUGGAUGUCCUGGCAGACAAUGAAGACUGAUGUAGAUUUUUUCUUAAUGCAGGAAAUUUUUGUUAGAAACUUGAUUAUUCUUUUGACUUGGAAGAAGUCAUUAGUUUUCCCAAUUUUGAAUGUCUUUAAUUUCCUGAUUAUUAUAGAAUACCUGUUGUAGAAUUGGAUUGGGUUCCUGAUGAUAAAUUCAUGAAAUACUGUAUGAUUGUAUCUUGCAGCAUUUCCACUUUU
Molecule: messenger RNA, 1103 nt
Organism: Hevea brasiliensis (rubber tree)
Lineage: Eukaryota; Viridiplantae; Streptophyta; Magnoliopsida; Malpighiales; Euphorbiaceae
Exons: 2
Coding region: 202-768 (188 amino acids)
Biological process (GO): translation
Cellular component (GO): ribosome
Molecular function (GO): structural constituent of ribosome
Source: RefSeq, a predicted model, not a curated record